AUGGAAGAUGGUCACGACCCGGCUGUCGAACAAACUCUGCAACUCUCAGAAUUGCCGGAUGAGCAGGAGCAGGAGCAGGAGCAGAAGUGGGUGCCACACCGGGAGCGGGAGGAGAAUGAGAGGGCAAUUGAGAGGGAAAUGGAGAGGGAGAUGUAUGGUAGGAGCUGUGGGGCGAUGCGGAACCCGAAAUGGAGCCGUUCCCCUACCACCACGACCACGACGCUGUCGAGAGCGGUUGCUGAUAUGAUCACAGCGUGCAAUGAUGCUGCAGAGAUUCGCGCAAAGUUUAGCAUCGUGAAUGAUUUUACACCAGAGGAAGAAGCAGAGAUUGCCAAGGAGAACCAAUGGGCUUUUCAAUGA
This is a messenger RNA of Raphanus sativus (radish), 360 nucleotides long. RefSeq lists its product as uncharacterized. Gene Ontology annotation, biological process: ubiquitin-dependent protein catabolic process. The record is from RefSeq and is a predicted model, not a curated record. The coding region runs from base 1 to 360 and encodes 119 amino acids. Lineage: Eukaryota; Viridiplantae; Streptophyta; Magnoliopsida; Brassicales; Brassicaceae. The transcript has 2 exons.